Messenger RNA from Trichosporon asahii var. asahii CBS 2479, 2142 nucleotides. RefSeq lists its product as uncharacterized. The record is from RefSeq and is a predicted model, not a curated record. The transcript is spliced from 3 exons. Gene Ontology annotation, molecular function: glucan endo-1,3-alpha-glucosidase activity. The coding region runs from base 1 to 2142 and encodes 713 amino acids. Lineage: Eukaryota; Fungi; Basidiomycota; Tremellomycetes; Trichosporonales; Trichosporonaceae.
AUGAUGUGGGCACCUGUUCUGCUAACUGUGCUGGGCACAGCCGCGGCACACCCUAUCGCGAAACGAACAACGGCCGCCGAGUGGACCUCCCUGGGCUGUAUCGCCGACUCGGAGGAGCGUGUACUCAGAUUCAAGGUUCCCCUCACCACGGACAACAGCCCCGACGUCUGCGUUGACGCAUGUGCUAGCAGAGGGUUCACCUAUGCCGGUCUGCAGUUCGGUGUCGAGUGCUGGUGCGACGACGUGCGCCACGAAGGAGAGCAAGUCGAUUCCGGAAAAUGCGACUGGGACUGCCCCGAACACGCCGAGUCCAAGUGUGGCGCCAUCUACCACAUGAACAUGUAUGCGGCCAAGGACGCCGCUAGCAAGCCCAGAGCAGAGGAAAGAGCGACCAACUAUGGCCCAGCAGAGCACGUCGGAUGCUACCGCGAUGCGUCGAAUCGCGUCCUGCCCCACGCGUACUGGUCGGAAGGAGCGAUGACACCCGAGGCAUGCGUCGACCACUGCCGGUCCAGUGGCUUCAAGAUGGCUGGUCUCGAGGAUGGAAGGCAGUGCUUCUGCGGAGACAGCUAUGGCACGGCGGGCGGCGUCGAUGGGUGUAAAACACCCUGCAGUGGGGACGCAUCCAAGACGUGCGGUGGGCGAUGGGAGCUGGAUAUCUGGAGGACGGGCGUGACCGAUGGACAGGGCAACAACGGCAAUGGCAACAACAACGGCAAUGGCAACAACAACGGCAAUGGCAACAACAACAGCAACAACGGCAACAAAGAUGAGCAGAAGGAUGAUCACAAGGACGUGAACGUCUCCAGUGGCGCCACAAACGCUGUUCAGAGCCAGGACAAGGCCAUCGUCUCGUCGAACGCCGCGACGCUCAUCAACGCGAACAAGCCUUCCAUCGCCGGCAACGGGGAGAAGUUCCUCUGGGCGCACCACAUGGUCGGCAACACGCAUUCGUACAACAAGGACAAGUGGACGAAGGACAUCCAGGGCGCCCUCGAUGCUGGCUUUGAUGGUUUCGUCUUGAAUAUGGGCCGGGACGACUGGCAGCCCAAAUCAAUCGAAUACGCCUACCAGGCUGCACAGGGCAAGAACUUUAGGCUCUUCUUCAGCUUCGACAUGACAUCGUUCCCGUGCGCCUCGACCGGUGACGCCGACCGCAUCGCGGAUCUCACGGCCAAGUACGCAGGCAACUCGGCUCAGGCCAAGUACAAGAACAAGGUGCUCGUGAGCACGUUUGCAGGCGAGAACUGCCAGUUUGGCAAGGGCUCGGUGCAGGACGGCUGGAAGUACUACCGUGAGCAGGUCAAGAAGAAGAAUGUCGACAUCCACUUUAUGCCCGCGCACUUUGCCAAGCCUGACACGUUCGGGGGCUCCAACUGGUUCGACGGCGUCAUGAACUGGAACGGGCAGUGGCCGGCCUCGAACGCGAACCCGACCCUCGACAGCGACAACCAGUACCUCUCCGCGCUGGGUGGGAAGAGCUACAUGGCGGGAAUCUCGCCCUUCUUCUUCACGUACUACGGCAAGGACUCGUGGAACAAGAACUGGAUCUACCGGUCCGACGACUGGCUCCUCGCCACGCGCUGGGAACAGCUCCUCUCGAUCCGCAACAAGUUUGACCACCUCCAGUUUGUGAGCUGGAACGACUGGGGAGAGUCACACUACGUCGCGCAGCCGGGCGACCCGCAGGACCAGCCCAAGUCGCAGGGCUGGACCGACAACAUGCCGCACACCGGCCUCUCGAGUCUGAUCAAGUACUACGCCGAGGCGUGGAAGAAGGGCUCGUUCCCCGCCCCGAACGACCAGAUCUGGGUCUGGUCCCGCCCGCAUCCCAAGAACGCAAAGCCGAGUGCGCCGACAAACCCGCGCCCGGACCACGCCGACUGGACCGACGACAACGCGUAUGCGCUCGUCCUGCUUGCGGAGGCUUCCGAGGUUGUGCUCGAGAGCGGCGGGAACAAGGCGACGUUCAAGCUCGACAAGGGCAUGAACAAGAUUGCGGUGGCGAGCGCCGAGGGUGCGGUCAAGGUCACGGUCAAGCGCGGCGGCAAGGAUGUCAAGAAGCUCGACACGAGUGGCAAAUUCAGCUACACCAAGACACCCAAGGACUACAACUUCAACUACUACGUGCAGAACGCGUAG